GGAGUACUGGGCAGAUCGGAUCGGAUCAGCACCGCCCGCGACGUGGUGACGCGGCGACGCCCGUCCAUGUUGCCUCGGAGCUGGUGCCAUGGAUGAAGAGGCGGCUUUGGCUUCGUCGCAUCGAAGAAAAGAGCGAAAAGAACGAAAAGGUCGGCUCUGUAGACUUCAUGGACUUGGCCUGACUUGCCUUUCUUUGGUUUUUAGUCUAUGUACGCGAGCCUCUGUAUGGCCCUGGAACGAAGACAUCAAGAAUUAUUUGGACCUCAUGCAAGUUACGCAAGAGGAAGCGGGGAUGCUGUUUGGCUUGACGCAAAACGGGAAAGUUUUCUUCCACGCGAAGGCUGAAGGUACUGUCUUUGUGCAGCUCCGUGGGGACCCCUGCGGCGGUGUUUGGGGUAAGCCAGUUGACCUAGACGCCUCGUCAAGAGCGAUUUGGGUGGUCUGUAAGAAGGAGUACGACACGGAGAACGGUCGUCGAGUGGAGCAUUUCCUCUUUGCCAAGUGGGGCUGGUCUUCCAGCAACAACCACGUCUGGUGGCACAUGAUGAGAGGAGGCAAUGUGGUGCAGAUGGACGCAGACGAUGAUGCCAUGUGGGGUUUAGAUGGGCAUGGAAGCAUUUUGUGGCGCCCUGCAGGAGAUGUGGGUAAGCACAGCCGAUGGCUCCGACUAGAUGGGCCAACUGGAGUUGAGCUUAAACUCAUUGCUGCCGACAACGAUGAGGCAGGAUCCUGGCUUUGGUGCAUUGACAAAGAUGAUCGUCUUUGGCGGCGUGAACCUGGCGAUUACCAAACCUCCAAGAAUUUAUGGGCUGAAAAAGAUUAUCACGGCCUUCCUUUUUGGCAGAAAACAAAUGGCUCAGUGCUGAAAGAUUUGAAAGCAGACUUAGGCUGGGCUUUGGCAAUAGAUGAUCGUGGGAAUUUGCUGCGUCGGCGCAUCAAUGGGACGUGCUGUCAUGACCCAGUCUCUCCAGUGCAUUGUUGGUGCACGGAAGUGGCCCCUCGCUUGGGGGCGGUGGCGGACAAUGGGGAGCAUGGUCUUGGAUUUUACUUCCCAUGGCUCCAACACAAGCAUGGAGACACCUGGACAGCGAGUGCCAAUCGAUGGCUGAAGCAGCUGACGACUCGAGAUGACGGUCAUAAUGCCGCCUCGCCAAAUGAAGUCUCCCAGUAUUACUCCGCUCAUUGCACGGUGGAUACUGACCAUUGCGCUGCUUUGGACACCACAGUGGAAGAUUUCCUCAAGUCUUGGCGGAGAGAAACUAGCAAAGAGUGGACCGUCUGGGACUGGGAUUUGAUGAAGCGAGCCUACAGCACCUGCACUCAGUCAACGCAAGUCUGCCAGAGACCCAUGAAACACUACGGUGCCUUCCGAGAAAAAUUCAUGAGGCACACCUUUUGCUGUGCCCGACACCUGCAAACACCCCAUGAUCCUCUGUGUCUCAGCCAACUGUGCAAAGCGUAUGACAUCACAUGCCCUGGAUCGAAGCUGCUGACCUCUGACAUGGACUGCACAGUUUAUCACUCAGUAGACCCUGGGAGCUUGAUCAAGAACAUGACCAUGCUGGCAACUCAGAAGCUGGAAAAGUACAUGGGACAUCCUGCUGAUCUAGGCGUCGUCUUCGAUCUCAGCUUGUACGGCACGUGGACCUGGAUUCCAGAUGAGAUCUUCCAGAGGUUCAAUUGGCCACAGAGCACCAAGAACCUUUUUGAGUUCGUGGAAGGGAAGUCUGGUGCGGCAGUUUGGGUCUUCCGCCGAAAAUGCCGUCCAACCUCGCGACAAGCGAUCUACGAGAAAGUGAAGCGGAUCAUUCGCGAUGGAAGUGACGUCCACACCGCGGACCUAGAGAAUUUGACCAUCGCUCUGAAGUCUUUUGUUGGCAAUUUAGCCAAUGGAAGUUAUGGCUCAGGAGCUUCCCUGAGAGAUUGGGACAAGUUAUACCAAGAUUUUCAUGCCGUGUCCAGCGUCCAGCGGGAAGGCUAUCUUACAUAUGCUGCUACCCUGGAGAUUGUCGGCAGGCAACAGGUGGGGCUUCCGACCACAUUCGCGGAAGAUUAUCAGUGCAUGCGACAGGUCAGCUUUCUAGAGCAGUUGGCCUUUAUUGCGCAGCAUAUACACGAUGAUGUGCCUGCGACAAUCUCCGAAAGUACCUGGAGGCGAGACAUCCUGCUGAUGCUCUUGAAAUCUGGCAAGUACUUUGACCGCCUUCUUGAGGUGGAUGGACCCGGAUAUGACGAAGGCCUCAGUGUACGGCACAUUACCCAUGCGGACAACAGUGUGCUUUGGCGAGUUCUUGGUUCAGUUUAUGGUGGUGGUCACCUGCAUCAAGUGCUUCAUGAUCUGUACGGCGUUCAAAGUGUCCGCGAUGCGGCAUCUUCGCUGUCGAUGAUGAGCACGAGUGCUUUUGACAAUGCAGAGGUUCGCCGGAAAUCUUGUAUGGAUAUUGCGAUGUGGGGCAAUGCAGUGAGACACAAGGAGGCCUUCCGCCGGGACACUGGCGAGCUCACGCGGCCCAUGGUCACCGCCUUGUGGACCUGCCUAGUCCACCCAAACUGCACGGAAGGCACCACUACGGUAAAGGAGGCCAUGCUGCACACCAUCGAUGUCUGGGUGGACUCCGUACCGCCUCUGGAUACGGUUUCCAUGAUGACCGCAGCUGGACGUUCUCCAUGGGCUUUGCUUUUCCUAGCAGUUAUGAGCCUGGCGCUGAUUGCCUUUGGCAUGCUUCGAAAACGGCAUCGAGCACUUACGCCAAAGGCACCUCUCGCCUUCACUGAAGUCAAUUUUCAGAUCAAAACUUCCUAGUGGUGUUGCCAUCGGCCGUGGCACUUGCAAGGGUCAAGAAUCUCCAGG
Durusdinium trenchii is the source of this 2851-nucleotide messenger RNA. The record is from the annotation of a GenBank genome assembly. Lineage: Eukaryota; Dinophyceae; Suessiales; Symbiodiniaceae.